ACUGACAAACAGACUUGAAGAACUCCUCCCUGUUAGUCUACGUAGAUGAAGGCUCCAUCAUCUGUAACCAUAGCAACCAUGUGAGCUGGCAACAGGAUACAAACACAGUCGGACCUAUCUGCGAGAAAAAAACAGACCCCAACACAGCCGUCAAAGCUGGGAUAUCAGCUGCAGUGGUAGCUGUUUUAGUGGGAUGUAUCUUUAUGCUGUACAAAUCGAUACAAAGCCAUGGCUGCAGUCAUUCUUCGGCUUUUCGUGUCUCUGCUGGGUUCAGUCGAAGGUUCAGACCUUAGAUUUGUGGCGUAUGGUUCGGACCUGCUGCUGGAUGUAAACAAAGCUGCAGUUGGCACAGAAGAUGAUUUUAAUUGGAGAUUUAAUAACACUGAUAAUAUUGUAAAAUACAAUUAUGGCAGUAAUCCCAGAGUCAGCACCAAGUAUAAACAUAGAGCAAAUUUUUUUGCAGAAAACUUCUUUUUACUAUUGAGAAAUAUGCAACACAAUGACAGUGGAAACUAUAAGGCAGUAGCAAUUGGACUAGAACAAGAAACCACUCUAGCUGAAUACACAGUCAGAGUCCAAGAUCGAGUGUCUCCAGUGAAACUAACAAUAACCCCCAAUGACCCCAGCUUCUGUAACUUCACCACAACGUGUAGAACAGUGGAUUCUCUAAUUAAUGGAACUUUUCACUGUGUCAACCAAAUCUGCCAUUUACUAAAGCAAACAGACUUGAAGGACUCCUCCCUGAUGGUCUAUGUAGAUGAAGGCUCCAUCAUCUGUAACCAUAGCAACCAUGUGAACUGGGAACAGGAUGCAAAGGCUGUUGAAUCUCUCUGUGAGAAAGAAACAGCUCACAACAGAACCACUGCAAUUGUCAGCAUUGUAAGGAUAACCUUGGUGGCAUUACUGGUUGUGGUUGGUACUUUAACUGUCAGUAUAUUAACAUGUAAAAAGAAAAGCAAACUAUUGGAAACGGUGUAUGAGGUUCCUCCUCCACAGGUGAGCAGCAAGUUCUUUCUUGUUGGGACCCAGCCAUGAAUUUCAACAUUAAACUCUGGUACGAACUCUUCUGGAACUUUUCAAAAUAAAGUGCAUUAACACUUCUUCCGGCAAAGCCAGGAAACGGGAUAACUGAGGACUUCCUGUGACGCCACUACCCAAAUAAAAGGACAGCUGUUGCUACAUCCGCAAAAAGACAUAAACUCUUCAAACUGGAUCCAAGAGUGUCAUAAGAUCAUGCAAUCAUAUGCACGAGAGGGCUGCGGCAAGUAAGCCCGCAUCUUCGUCUGCCAGGCUUGCUGCACCUCCGCCCAUGCCGUCUGCGCUCGAUCCAGCCCGGUGUUCUGAGGCAACACCUGACGAGCUGGAGCAGCGUUUGAGGUUCUGUGCACGCCAGAUAAAGAGCUUAAGGAAGACCAGCAUCAUGUAUUCCUCUCUGGAGCUGAUGGAGAGAAUCAAGCAGGUGGAGAGGGACUAUGAGACUGCAGUAACCUCUACCCCCAAUACUAGAUAAAAGUAAUUUGCAUAUUCUGUACAGCCUUAAUCAUACCAUUAGUUAGUUAUUCAUUCCUGUUAAAUAUUUGAUCAUUAUAACCAGUCGUUUGUUUUCCCAAUA
Messenger RNA from Girardinichthys multiradiatus, 1612 nucleotides. RefSeq lists its product as uncharacterized. The coding region runs from base 229 to 1035 and encodes 268 amino acids. The record is from RefSeq and is a predicted model, not a curated record. Lineage: Eukaryota; Metazoa; Chordata; Actinopteri; Cyprinodontiformes; Goodeidae. The transcript has 7 exons.